UUCAAGUUGCAUUUUAGAUGCGAACGAAUGCACAUCGUUUUCGGUUUACGGGGAUGAACUGCGUUUCGUGAAUAUCGAAGAUACUUAUCGGAAAGGUUUCAGCGGGUUGUGUCCAUUGUGAUCGUCCGAUUUUCGAGUCUAAGCUGGUGUUUUUAGGAGAAAAUCGAUUAUCGUUCGAGUUAUCGAGUUUUCCAAGUGAGAUCGAUCGAUCGAUCGAUCUAUCAGCGUUGACACACCGAGCUCUCGGCAACAGUAACAACUAGAUUGCAACGUGCAUACGUUUAAUCAACGUGAUUGGAUACAACCUUCGGUAGAUAACACGAGAGAAAACAUUGAUAAAGAUAAUUGGAAAAAGAAACAAGGACGAAUCGACAAUGAAACAUACGUCGAUAAUGUCCAACGACAUUCUAUUAAGGGUAUGUCUCUUCGCUCUACUUAUCGUUUCGAGUUUGGCCGCUACUUCAAGGUCACGUGGUAAAAAGAAGGUCGCCAAAGAGACCAAGGAAAUUAACAUAUGUGAUAUCGAGGGUCGACAAGCGCCAGUUUAUUGUUACUGCGACAAUAAUGGAUUGAGGAAUGCAACCGAUGCUAAUUGUUUGGUUUUAAAUAGAAUCAAGGUCGACGAUCCAAUGUGGUCCUAUUUCAUAUCGCAGAUAUAUCUAACGAAAUUAGCCCUGACAGUACGUGCAUCCGGUACAUUGGAUUACAUACCAACCGAUGUUCUAAGACAAUUGAAAAAUUUAAAGAUCGUUGCGUUUCAAUACGCCAAAAUCGAGGAAUUAGGUGAACGUUCAUUCACAAAUCUAUCGUCGAUCACCGACAUCAAUCUAAGCAGAAACAUGAUCGUCGUAUUGAAGAAGUAUGCAUUUGAAAAUAUCAAGGAAUUGAACGUCGUCAAUUUGGACGACAACAGAAUAGCUGAGAUUAAUAGAGACGUGUUCGUGAACCUGCCAAAUUUAAGAACGCUCUAUUUAAACAACAAUAACAUUAGCAUCGUUCAUGAUAAAGCGUUCAAACAUUUAAUUUAUCUUCAGGAACUUCAAAUGAGCGGGAAUCAGAUAACGGUGAUAACACGAGAAAGUUUUCACGGUCUUAGAAAUUUAAAACGUCUCGAUCUACGAAACAAUUUCAUAUCUAUGAUUGGCGAUCGUAGUUUCGUCGAAAUGCCAGAAUUAAUGGAACUUGAACUCGAUCAAAAUUCGAUUGAAUAUAUAUCGGAAAAGGCAUUGGACGGUAUGAGAAAUUUAAAGAAGCUACGUCUAAGUGAAAACAAAUUGGUCAGCUUAGAACCGGAUUUUCUUUCCGGCGCACCCGGUAUAUAUUUCCUCGAUCUGCGUGAUAAUAAUUUGAAAACUAUGACCUUCAACAAUAUCAAACCAAUCGUGACGAAUCUUUACAACAUUACCAGCUAUUUCUACUUGGACGGAAACAAACUGAUAUGCGACUGCAAUCUAGCAUGGAUUUGGGGACUAAGGAACGAGACGAAGAAUACAAAGUUAAAGGAUGCCCUCGAGGAACUCACUUGCUUCCUCGAAAGUAAUAAUACUGCAGCACCUAAGAUCAACAAUGACGACCUAGAGAGAAAUCAGGAGCACGAAAUCGCGCGAAAUCCUGACACAUAUUUGGCUGAUAAUCUGAAGAAUGGAAAUAACGAAGACGAGGAAGGUUAUUUAGGUGACAUUGCUAAUGAAAGUUAUGAUAAUUUGGAUGAAGAAUAUGAGGAUUCCGAAUUGGAUAGUAAUUCUCAGCCUAAGAUGCAGAUAUUGGAUGGGAAGGUGUGCUACGUGAAACAUUUGUUCGAUCUAAAGUUAGAAGAUCUACCAUGCCCGGAGACCACAAGGGAGGAUCUAAUGGCUUCUGAACAGCCAUCUAGCCGUCACGAAAAUGCACCAGUGGGUUCCUCCGGUUCCAUAUGGUUCUCAUCAUCAACCCAGACUCAUCACCGAGUCGACCGAUUCGUCCUUGCGAGUUCAUUUCUAAUUGUAUUUCCUUUUUCAACGUUGAUAUUCACGUAGAAGGAAGAUUACAACAGCAAGUGUUUACGUCAAUACAAUGAUAAUAAGAGUAUCAAGGAGAGGAUAAUAAAAAAAAUUAACGAAAAAUACGACGACGACGACGACGACGAUUAAAACGACGACGACGACGACGACGACGACGACGACGACGAUGACGAUUA
Messenger RNA from Vespa crabro (European hornet), 2176 nucleotides. It is a transcript of the gene Con, whose product is annotated as connectin. Lineage: Eukaryota; Metazoa; Arthropoda; Insecta; Hymenoptera; Vespidae. Gene Ontology annotation, molecular function: protein binding. The transcript is spliced from 8 exons. The coding region runs from base 375 to 2015 and encodes 546 amino acids. The record is from RefSeq and is a predicted model, not a curated record.